AUGACUUCUAAUCAUCUCAUCAUCCUUGCUGUCAUCGCCAUUGUUCUUCCCACAAUUGCAGUGGCGACCGAAUACAUUGUCGGCGAUUCUAAUCAGUGGAAGAACAAUAACUUCGAUUAUCAAGGAUGGGCCAAGGACAAAGUAUUUCGUGUUGGAGAUGUACUUGUGUUCAAAUAUGCUGCGGGUAAGCAUAACGUUGUGAAAGUAGAUGGUGCGAGUUUUAAAAGUUGCGUAGCACCCGCAGAAAAUGAACCUCUUACAAGUGGAGAUGACAAAAUCACGUUGGCUUCUCCCGGAAAGAAAUGGUAUAUUUGUGGUGUUGGAUCUCAUUGUGCUUCUGGUGGCCAAAAGCUUGCUAUUGAAGUCGUAGCUGAUGCUCCAGCACCUGCACCAUGGCCGGAAACCCCGACUACUUUGGCUCCUCCAACCACCAACUCGGCCUACACAAUUUUAUCGCCAGCAUAUCAAGUUUUUGUCUCUGUCGUCGUAGCAAUUGCAGCAAUUAUAAUGUGA
This is a messenger RNA of Carica papaya (papaya), 513 nucleotides long. Its product is annotated as blue copper protein 1a-like. NCBI's taxonomy places the organism in Eukaryota, Viridiplantae, Streptophyta, Magnoliopsida, Brassicales, Caricaceae. The record is from RefSeq and is a predicted model, not a curated record. Gene Ontology annotation, molecular function: electron transfer activity. Gene Ontology annotation, cellular component: plasma membrane.